AUGUUUCAAAAAUUUAUCAAAAUUCAAAAAGAAUUAUUACCACAAUUUUUAAAGGAAACAAAGACUAGAUUUAUGGAUCUUAAAAAAAUAGCUAUAAUUAGUAGUUCACCUCCUAUGGAUGAUACUAUUGACAAUUAUAAAAAAACAGAUCUUAGAAAACUAUUGAAUUUUUAUACUCUAACUAUUAAUGAAAGAAAGAUUAAUAAGAUUGUUUGGAACUAUAGUGAAUAUUAUUUUGCUAUUGGUAGAAGUGAUGUAAG
Molecule: messenger RNA, 260 nt
Organism: Racocetra persica
Lineage: Eukaryota; Fungi; Glomeromycota; Glomeromycetes; Diversisporales; Gigasporaceae
Source: the annotation of a GenBank genome assembly